Messenger RNA from Alligator mississippiensis (American alligator), 3215 nucleotides. RefSeq names its product lipase A, lysosomal acid type (gene LIPA). The coding region runs from base 150 to 1346 and encodes 398 amino acids. The record is from RefSeq and is a predicted model, not a curated record. Lineage: Eukaryota; Metazoa; Chordata; Crocodylia; Alligatoridae. The transcript has 10 exons. Gene Ontology annotation, molecular function: hydrolase activity, acting on ester bonds.
GGCCCGCGGAUUGGCUGCGCGGGUGGCCUGACGGGCCCCUCCCCCGCCCCCGGGAGCUGCGUGACAGCGCCUUGCCCGCCGUGCCGUGCCGUGCCGUGCCGUGCAGUGCAGCCGUGCGUGACAAGAGCCGUGUUCUCCACAGAGCAGAGAUGCGGCUCCUCCUGUACAUCGCCUGCUGCAUCCACGCAGCACUAAGUUCGGAAGACUUCAUCAGGAGAAGAAGAAAUGUGGAUCCCGAGGCAACAAUGAAUAUUAGUGAAAUUAUUACCUUUAGAGGGUACCCCAGUGAGGAGUAUGAAGUAAUGACUGACGAUGGAUAUAUCUUAAGCAUUAACAGAAUUCCCCAUGGAAGAGGAAAAUAUGGAAGGAAAGAGGGUCCAAAGCCAGUUGUAUUUUUGCAACAUGGUUUGCUUGCAGAUGGCAGUAAUUGGAUCACCAACUUGGACUACAACAGUCUGGGCUUUAUGCUAGCAGAUGCUGGCUUUGAUGUUUGGUUGGGAAACAGCAGAGGAAACACCUGGUCCAGAAAGCACAAACACUAUACAGUGAAUGAAGAUGAAUUCUGGGUUUUCAGUUAUGAUGAAAUGGCAAAAUAUGAUCUUCCAGCAUCUAUAAAUUUUAUUGAGAAGAAAACUGAGCAGAAGAAAAUAUAUUAUGUUGGCCAUUCACAGGGCACAACUAUUGCCUUCAUUGCCUUUUCAACUAUUCCAAGCUUGGCAAAGAAAAUCAAAUUAUUUUUUGCUUUGGCACCUGUAGCCACAGUCAGAUUCUCCAAUAGCCCUCUGGUAAAACUGGGAAAGAUUCCAGACCUGAUGCUUAAGAUUAUAUUUGGAAAGAAACAAUUCCUGCCCCAAAAUUGGAUACAGAAGUGGCUUGCUACCCAUAUUUGUACCCACAAAUUACUUGAUGACCUUUGUGGCAAUAUCUUCUUUCUUCUCUGUGGCUUUAAUGAAAGAAAUUUAAAUAUGAGCCGAGUUGAUGUGUAUUCAACACACUGCCCUGCAGGGACAUCUGUACAAAACAUGAUUCACUGGAGCCAGGCUGUGAAAUCUGGUCAACUCCAAGCUUAUGACUGGGGAAGCAGAGCUGCAAAUUGGUUUCACUAUAACCAGACCACACCUCCCUUCUACAAAGUAAAAGCAAUGACUGUGCCAACUGCUGUGUGGACUGGUGGACAUGACUGGCUUGCAGACCCAAAGGAUGUGAACGUGUUGCGCUCUCAGAUCCCAAACUUGGUUUACUACAAAAAUAUUCCUGAAUGGGAACAUUUGGACUUCAUCUGGGGUCUUGAUGCACCCAAGUACAUGUAUAAUGAAAUCAUUAACCUGAUGAAAAAAUUUCUGUGAACUGUCUGGUAUCUUGGGGAUUAAUCUUUCUAAAUUCCUCUUUUGAAAUGUUUAUUUUUAUGGCAAGAGCAAAUAGAUCUUUAUUUAUGAUGCAUUUUUAAAAUGCCUAUAAUUACUACCGAAAUGGAUUAAUAUCUGUUUUUGGCAUACACAGGGCAUGUCUACACGUGCAUUUAUGCUGGCUUAAAUUUACUGUGCAGUGAGUUACUUCACAGUAAGCAGUAGUAGGCCGGCAUCUACGCGUACAGGCAUUAAAGUGUGUACAGUGUUACUGCAUAGCAAGGCAUCUACAUGUAUGUUACUGUGCAGUAACUAAUUGGGCAUAAAUUUGAUAUCUGCAUGAUGCAGGUAUCGAAUUUACGCUCAAGUCAGAGUAAAUUGCCAUAUUUACUGUACAGUAUGGGCGUGCACAUGUAGAUGCAAACCUGUACUGUGCAGUAAUUUUGGUUAUUGUGCAGUAAAUGCACGUGUGUAGAUGUGCCCACAGAGUAUUAUUUCUCUCUCACCACAAAAUUCUUUUUCCUAUCCUGCUGUUUUCAUGAAGUUGAGAAGACAGCAGCGGGACCUUCAACCAUGGAGGCAUUACAUUCAUGCAGAUUUAAGGAUAGGUUUGAAAGACAAAUUAACACACUCAUCAUUUCAACAGCUUGAAAGUUCAAAGAAUAAGUACUUCACCUUGAACAAUACCUCCACAGAUAUUUAAAAACGACCUCCCAGAUUUUGUCACUGGUGCUAUUGAAGAGAUAUUUUUGGCACUGGCAGUACAGCAAGCCUUUCUAAAAGUCAUCUUCUUGUUUUCCUUGCACCGUAAUCUUUAUUUAGCCAUAUUUCAAAAUAAAAUGAUAGGUUACUUUAGUUCAAAGUUUUAGCCCAGAAGUGUGGUGCAAUUUUGCAGUGCCAAAUGGAAUUGCUUCUUUGGCCUUGAUAAGUUUGUCAUUCCCUGUGUAUCCAAAAUAAUGAAUCACUGAAACUGGACCACAGUCUUUCAUGUUUAAAGGUUCAAGGCUUGAUGAGCAUUGUUGCUUACCAUUUGUCCUUGCAAAAUGGUUAAAAGAAAAUACCACUUUCUGUAAUGCUGGUACUAGAUUCUGAUUUGCAAGGGAAAGGAUGGAAGAUGUUGGUAAUAAAUCUUGUUUGCACGGAUGAAUGACCACUAGAGAAAAAAAGACUCCAAUAUGUGACAUUGGCCAAGAAGGGGCCAAGGGCAGUUAUUUAGUGGCUCAGGUAUACUAUGCUUUCAUAAUUGCUUAAUUAGCUGCUGAUGCAAUUAUUAUCUUAGCUAUUUAUAUGUUGUUCUUCACUGUAGAAUUUUCUCACAACCCUGUGGGGCAUGGCAGUAUUGUCCCUGCUUUGCAUACAGGAAGCUGAGGCAUAAAGUGACCUGUCUAAAGUCACAUAAUAUUUUUUUGGUUGAGCAGGAGUUGAACCCAGGUCUCCAGAAUUCCAGUCCACAACCUCCAUCUGAAAGGUAGCUAUUUUUCAUUAGUGCCCUUUUCUCCUCUGUGUUUAAAAUGUUGAAUUUAUGUACAAGUAAUGGAGAAUAUUUUUAAAGAAGUUAGAAAAAAUAUAAGCCAUAACUCGUGGGGUUUUUGUUUUUUUUAAACUUCUUGGUCAGGCUCAGGGAGUCCUUCAGGCUAAGGUUACAUUAAUUAGAGAAAACAGUUCUUGAUUGAUAUUUCAGUUAUGGCUCUUAAGAGGGUCCAUAAGCAUGCUUUAUAUUGCUAGCAUUGGUGUUUGUUUUAAAAUUAUUGUAAUGCAAAGAAAUCUCUAAAAGAGUCUAAAGUGGUAAGAACAGCUGUUGUGACAGUACAUGACAUAGCAAAGCGAUGCACAUUGUACUCAUUAAAGCUUUAAAUAUUUUCAGUGAAA